Messenger RNA from Patella vulgata (common limpet), 7358 nucleotides. Its product is annotated as josephin-2. NCBI's taxonomy places the organism in Eukaryota, Metazoa, Mollusca, Gastropoda, Patellidae. Gene Ontology annotation, biological process: protein deubiquitination. The transcript has 3 exons. The coding region runs from base 784 to 1494 and encodes 236 amino acids. The record is from RefSeq and is a predicted model, not a curated record. Gene Ontology annotation, molecular function: cysteine-type deubiquitinase activity.
GGUAAAAAUCAGAAAUUCUGUCAAGAAAGAAAAUCAUCAUAAACAAUAAUUGUUUUAAGUUGUCUUCAUAAUUAUAUUUAGUCAGUCAUUGGUAACUUAAAUCCCUCCCCUCCUUAAAAAGCAAAUUUAAAAAUCCUGGGGUUUUUUUUUUUGUCUUAGUGUCAAAUUCCGUCUGGUUUUAGUAGCUUAUGGCUUAUCUGAAUUUUUGAAGAUAAUCUAAAUAAUUAUGCUGUCAACAUCUGGAAGUGGAAUUGCUGGCACGAUCCCAUAUACCAGAAACAUCAGUGAAAUUAAUUGCAAUUAUCUCAUAUGUGAUUGCCUUAUCAGGGCAGCUAUAGAGUGUGCUCUAGAUAAAAUGUACCAUGUAUAGAAAACAAUAAAAAAAAAAGGACCUUUAAAAACAAAACAACUUCUGAUGCAAUCUUCUGUGGUUGGAAAAGCAAGACCACAAGAAUUUACUUUAUUCAGCUAAUUCUCGUCUGUUGUUUAUCUUUAAUGAAUGACAUGACAACCAGAUGACUCGAAUCUGUAGAUAUUAUCCAGACACUACUACAAGUCUUUAUUCGGAAUGGUUGCUAAUCAUGUGAUACAAAGUGUCAUAUUGAUGCGUAGGACUUGAAUAACCAACUAGUUUUAUUCAUUUAAAUAUAUCUGAGAUGGUUUUAUUUUUCAGGUGUAAAAAAGAUUUGACAUUGUGAAAGGCUUAAUUUGUAAACUGAGCAUCCUUGAUAUUGCUCAUAUUAAUGUCAUGAUAAUUUUUAACUAUUUCCGACUGCUGUACAGAUGAGAAUUAAGUUCUGUAAAAGCCCAUCACUUUCUCCUAGUGACAGUGACGAAGGUUCAGGAAAGUGUAUGGGUCUGUAUGGUAGCCGAUGCCAGGCUCAGAACAUGGAUAGUGAGAAGAAUGGGACAGAUGACAUGCCAUAUCAUGAAAAGCAGCAUAAAGAAUUAUGUGCAUUGCAUGCAUUGAAUAACCUUUUUCAAGAUAAAAACCCAUCAGACAGAUUUACCAAGAAAGAUUUAGAUGAUAUUUGUACAAAAUUAUCUCCAGAUAGUUUUAUAAAUCCUCAUCGAAGUUUUCUUGGACUUGGUAAUUAUGAUGUCAAUGUUUUAAUGUCAGCCGUACAGAAAAAAGGUUGUGAAACAGUUUGGUUUGAUAAAAGAAAGAGUAUUAAUUCUUUAGUGUUUGAUAAGAUAGUUGGUUUUAUUUUAAAUAUACCAACAGACUAUAAACUGGGUUUUGUUCGAAUUCCACUUCACAGAAAACAUUGGAUAACUAUCAGAAAAUUACAAGGGUUAUACUGCAACUUGGAUUCCAAACUUGAAUCUCCAGAAACUAUUGGAAAUGAAGAUGAAGUUAAAGAUUUUCUCAAGAAUCAAUUAGAAGAUAUCAAUAAAGAAUUAUUAUUAGUGGUUCAUUCAGAAGUUAGUGACUCUGGUAGCUGGAGAAAAGAUAGCAUAGAAUAUAGUGACAAUAAAAUAAAUCAUGUGUAGGUGCAUGUAGAACAAGGCAUGAAUACAUUGAUUGCUGGAAAAACUAAUAUACCCAAAAUCUUGUGUCUUUGUUCAUAAUUGGGCAGGACAUAUACAUGAUGAACAUAUCUAGAUCUUAAUAUCAUAGAAAUGUAAAAGCACAGACAUAAAAAGUGUGUGAAAGUUGAGUGUAGUUAAUUUAAGUGCAAGCAUGUCACUAAACAUUGAUACCUGUAUCACAGUAUCUCUGAAGGGAGAUGGUCCAACUAUUUAUAUAUUUUAACAACAUAGAUAACAAUAACAGCCACUCAAAUCAACUUUUAAAAAAAGCUUUCUAAAUACCCCAAUUCAUAUGCCACAUUAAGUUAAAGAUUGUAUUCAUGACAUCACUGAAGGUAACAAAACUAGCAUUUAUUCACUGAAAAUAUAAAAUCUGGUAGUAUUUAUGACAAGACUAAUUCAUUUUUUAAUUAAGGGUAGUGAUUGAAGGAGGGCACCUAGAAUGUUCCUGAAAGUUGACAAUAGUAGUUGUUAUUUCAUCUAUCUGUUGUUAGGAUAUACAAACAGAUGGACUACAGUUUUAAAGCAAUUAAAGGAUAAGAAUGUUAUGGACCUGUUAUGUACGUCAGAAAUGUUUGUUUAAUGAAGUUGACAGGUCAGUAAAUGUCUGUACAAUGUAUUUUUGAUACUUUGAUAGUAGUACAUUAAACAUGUAUGUUGUUCAAAUGGCACUUAGUAAUUGACAAGCAUGAACAAGUUAUUAUAUGGAAUAACAAUUACUUAGCUUUUAUUACAGCAAUGUUUCAACUAACCUCUACAAAGCUUCAUCAGGCUACUGUGAUAUAUAAUUCAUCGUGGUAUACAUUAUAAUAUAUGAAAUGUUGAAUUAAAAUCAGAGUUAAACAUUCAUACCAGGUUACAUUUAAUAUUUAACUGAUGGGUUCAGUAAUCAGUUCUAAUAGUUUCUACAUUGAUGCUAUAUAAACUUAAGAAAUAAACCUUUGUAACAUAAUAUUUCUCACACCUUUAGGUUCAGGUUGCUUCAUGGGCUAAAUUAUCUUCAUGAUUGAUUCAUAAUAUUUCUGAGGUGUAAAUAUCUAGUGUGAAUAAUAAAAGACAUAAUAUUAAGUUAAGGGCAAGAGAUGUGAUUGCUUUACUGUAAAUCUAAAUAGACUUAAAGUCUAUAGAAACAUUGAAUGGCAUAAGGAAUAUAAUACCAUUGUGAAGAAUAUUAAAUGGAUUGAUUUUUAUAGUAUAUUGUAAAAAGAAUGGCCUUUGCAUCAUUAUUAGCUUAUAACUUAAAGGAGAAAUCCAGCUGAUGCAGAUUUUUUGUUUGGUUUAUUCAAUAUCUAGUAUAAAUCUCAUUUGUUUAUACAUGUAUACCAUGAUUGACUGUGGCAUGUUAAUUAAAGGUGAAUGAUUUGCACUUCCAGUUUAGCCUUACUCAAAAUGUGUUAAUACUAAGUAAUGAAUAAAAAAAAUCUGCAACAGCUGUUGUUCUAGCUGCUUAUUGUAGAAAAAUAAAAAAAUUGUAAAUACAUAUAUUUUAUUAGCAAUAUUGAUAUUGCUGGUAUGCACAUAUAUAAAAAUAUUAGCACAUACAUAUCUUGUGUGGCAUAUUGAUAUAAUUACUGGUAAAUCUGUGUGUUUAAAAUUAUUGAAAUUCAGUCAUCCCUUGGAUUGCAGUUUGCAUCAUCUUAAAAUUUAGUUACUUAGACCUCUUUUCCUAGCCCUGGUAAUAUCCAGUCUUAACAGAAAAAUGUGAAAUAUGAAUGCAAACAUGAUUAUAAUUUGUCGCCAAAUAGUUCUCAUAUUUGCUUCAAACCUUGAGACAAUUCUUGGGAAAAGGCACACGACUAGCACAGUAUAACCUGUUAGUCAAGUCUGUACAUAGCAGAUGACAGAUUCAUGAUCACCAAACUUAUUGGCAAUAUAGGAACACAAAUUAUUAUAUGCACCUUUUAAGUGCUAUGUACAGACUUAAAAGGUGCAGAUAAAAAAUGUUGAUGUAUGUGAUUAAGUUCAUAAGCCUCAGAUGACAACUCUAUAAUAUUACAAUGUUUUAGUAGUUGAUUUGUAUGUAAACUCACACAGGCAUUCACCAAUUUAAGCUAGUUACCCAAAUCAUUUAAAACAUUUACUCAAAAUCCCCUUUAUAGAAUGUGUAACCAGACCAUAUUAAGUUUCCAUCUAUUAACCUACAAGAAUAUAAGCACUUGUACAUUUUCUUAUUAUCAAACUAUAUUAAAUUUUAGUUGAAUUCAUAUGAUAAAGCACAAUGAUGUGUAAUUUAAAUGUGUGAUUUAUUGAAUGGAAGUGUAAUUGUAUGGUCCAAUAUACAAUAUGGUUGUGAUUUGAACUCGUACACAAAUCUUUUAACACAUCUAUAUUUGUAAGAAUAUUUUAAUAUAUAUAUUAUCUAAAGAUAAUUCGUUUAAGUACAGUGUAUUUGUUAGACUUAGAUUGUGCUUUUAACUGUAUAGAUUUAGAGCAAUAGUUUGCGUCAGUAGCUCACUUCCUAUAAGGAACAAUUGAUAGCUUUAAAUAAGGUUUCUAACAUUUUUUUAUGCGGAAUAUUUAUUGUUUUACAUUCAUCAAAUAUAAUUGAUGGAAUAUAUAUAAGAUAAUGACAAAUCAGUCCUGAAAAGUAUACCCAUAAAGCCGCUAACAAUUUUUGAGGGAUUAUUAAUCCCUUGCAAACUACAAUAUUGUGUAAGUUGAAUCCCAGAAGGGAAUAUUCCAAAAAGGUUCAAAUAUUGAAUGGAACUGAACCAUUUCCCUUUUGAGAUUUAACUUUAACAAUUAUUGUAGUUUACAAGGGAUUCAAAAUCUCUUAACUGAUAAUCAGUGGCUUAAAUUAAAUGUCUAAUAAUCAAUUUGUGAGCAUUAAGUUGUAAAAAACUUAGGUAUUUUGCUAAAAGUGGAAAUGACGAGCAGUGACAUAAAGGGGUGUCAUUACCUUAUGUAUGUAUGUAUGUCGACUGUUCUGUUAUAUUUUACUCAAUUAAGUGGCGAAUUAUUCUGACAUCUUCUCAUGUCAAAAUACAUUUGCACCAUUAUAUUUUUUGGAGCAGCAAACUUAUGAAUGGAUAAUGAUGUAUCUUCACACUAAAAUUGUUUUUGUAAAUGCAUUUGAAAUUAGAUUUUUAAAAUAUUAUUUUUGUGUGGAGCAGUGUGCGUGUAACUUUUGGCGGUUUUAUAUAAUACAGGCAUAGUUUUAGACAGAUGUGAAAUUUUGUCUCCAGAAAAUGAAACUUUCUAAGAUUUUACUAAAUAUUUCUCAAAUUUGCUUCCUCUUUCUGCAUAUAAUGAGGAAAAUGCUUUUGCAGUUGCAGAGUAAAAAAAAAGCAUUGAAGUUUUUCAAGUCUGUUUCUCAUUCAUCAAGAAUAAUACUUGGUUGACUGGGUGGGUAGUCUUGGAUUGGACAACAAAAACCAAGGUUUUCAGUACGAAUGGUAGUUGGAAUUCAAAGAUAAUUUACAGAGAUUCUGAUGUCUGCCCCAAAUUCUCUUCCUGGAAAAUAAAUAUUUCCAUGUUAUUCUCAAAAUGACCAAUCAUUGAUGUUAACAAUAACGUUUAAACCUUGAUUUCUGUUCUGUAACUAAAAGUUAAAAGACUUAGACGGUUUCAUCCCAGAUUGUAAUACAAGUUAAUAAAACAAAAGUCAAUAUUUUCAUAAUUGAAGAUUUGAAAGUUAACAUGAGAGAGAAUGGAUGUAUGUGAUAUUGUAUAUAGGCUACUAUGUUUUUAGAUAAACGACUAGUUUUUGUAUAUAGUGCUUAAUAAAUUAUAAUUGUUAUGUUUUAUAUGAACAAUAAAUGUCAGUAUUUUAUUUAUAAAUAUAGACUGGAUUGUGCAACUUACUUUUUAAUAUGAUGUAAUAAUGUCUGUUUCAUUUAUAAUUUUGUUACACUCACUUUACUUUUUUUGUCACACUUUUAUAGGCCUUAUCUCAAACAAUUGCUGAGAAGUGGUUUCUCUUAACUUGUUUGAGAUGUUCAAAGUAUACAAUCUAUGAUUACAAGUCCAUCUGAGAAAAAAGUCUAUGUAACUUAUAAGGUCUUUCAAUUAUUUAUGUGAUCAGCUCUGGUUGAAGAUGAAUUAUGUAAGAGCUAAGUCUGUCUACUACAGAUCUUUUCUGGUUUCAAAUCAAGGUUCUUAAUCCAUUUUGAAACAAACCGGCCAGAAUUGGGUUAAAGAGGUCCUGAAAGGAAAUAGGGUAAUUAUAAGUUCCCAUUCCCUUUAAUACAAUCAGACUUUCAACACAAUUCUUGAUAAUUUGUUAUGUAGAAAGUCAUAUUCUGAUUAUCACAAAGAAUAAUGACAAAUAGGUACACCUGUUGAAAAUUUUCUAUAUUCAAUUCGCGUACCGGAUUCAAGUUCAUGUCAAUAAAAUUCUGGAUAAUUAGCAACGUUAAAUGUGCAAGUGCAACGUUAAAUGUCUUAACCAGAUUUAUUGGCCUUAUAGUUCUUUGAAUACAAAAUGUAUAUUUGUGCUGUAAUUUUUUUUUACCUAUGUGUCUCAUGAAGUCAGAGCUGGUCACAUGUACAAAGUAUUUAGAAUUAAACAUAGUUGAACUGUUUUUAAUGACAGGAGAUUUUUUUUUAAAUCUCUGAUAAUAAAAUCAAAUCCUAUAUUAUGACUGUUUAAACCAUUGCUGGUCUGGGUUCUUAGAAAUAUAAAAUAUCUAAUCACACCCUGUCUGGCAUGCAAAUAUUAUAGUAUCUUUGUAUAUUUAAUUUUGGGUAUUGUAAGUGUAAGGGUUACCAAAAUUGCUCAAAACUAGUCUUCUGUUUGCUGAUGGAUGGUAAUAUUUCAGUAGAAAAUUAAUAUUUCUGAGAACUUACACCCAUAUAGUUUACCAGAGUUUUAAUAAAUCCCACAGUCGACAUAAUUUAUAAUCAGGUUAUCAUAAUAAAAUGGUCUUUGUUAAUUUUGAACAAAAUCAUGUUAAAUUAUUUAUUUCAUUUUUAGUGCUGUAUAAACUGUUAAGAAAAUCAUACAGAAGUGGUUUGUUUUUAUUUGCUGUUUAAUCAGGUUAUUAUUUUAAUACAAUUUGGAAUACACCUUCAUUAAACAUACAUUAUGCAAGAGCUAAAUCUGCCUAUUGCAGGUCUUUCUUUAGGCCUGAAAUGUUAUCUAAAUUAUUAGACAUUAAUUAACUUAUCCAGACCAUAAUCAACUCUUGGUGUCAUCGCUAGCCUGCAAUGUUUAUUGGAUUAAGUUCCAAUUUGCUGUUCAACUUCCAUUUAUAAUUUAAUCUUGAAAUGGAUAAUCACGACUAUGUUUUUUUUAUCGUACCGACUUUAGUAAUGAUGAUCAAGGCAAGGCAGAAAAUUCAGUCACAAAAAUCUUGGUUCAGAGUGGAUCAAUUUGACUGAAAUUUUCAGCAAAUUCCCUUUACAUUAUCUAGUUUUUAAUUAUUAUAGUGGCUCUUUAUCUAAUCUCCCAUAAUGUAUCUUUAAUAUUAACAUUUGCCUAAGAUCAAAUAUCAAAGUAUGUGUCGCAUGUAAUUAGCCUUGAUUGUACUUUUAGAUAAUAUGCCUUUAUUAUUUAGUUUUUUUGCAAUCUAAUUGAAAGAUUUCUGAUGAAAGGAUAUUUUCUUUAUCUAAGUCCGUUCAUAUAUUUAUUGAUUGGCUGUUGCAGUCCGAUUAGUCGAUUCUUUGAAAAAUAAUAAAUUUACUUCUUGUGAAUGGAUUUUGAUAAUGUACCUUCAUUAUAACUGUCACCCUUGUAAAUUAUGAAGAUCAACACUGAAUGUACAUAAUUGGGUGAUUGUUUAAAACAAAAUAGCUUUACAAUAUCAAUACCAUCUAUGCUUAUUUAAUUCCUUUACUUCAUUCUGAUGGUAAAUGUAGUUGUGUGUUGCAUAAACAUGAAAAAA